CGGUGCUGCCACCGCUGUCCGGUUACGCUGUCGUCGCCGCAGGCGCCGCCUGGGUCCCUUCGGCCGCUGUCUGUGCGAGGGGACUGCCUCCCCUGUUCCGGGCGCAGACACCAUGUACGGAUUUGUGAAUCACGCCCUGGAGCUGCUGGUAAUCCGCAAUUACGGCCUCGAGGUGUGGGAAGACAUCAAAAAAGAGGCACAGUUAGAUGAAGAAGGACAGUUUCUUGUCAGAAUAAUAUAUGAUGAUUCCAAAACUUAUGAUUUGGUUGCUGCAGCAAGCAAAGUUCUCAAUCUCAAUGCUGGAGAAAUCCUCCAAAUGUUUGGAAAGAUGUUUUUUGUCUUUUGUCAAGAAUCCGGUUAUGAUACAAUCCUGCGUGUCCUGGGAUCUAAUGUCAGAGAAUUUCUACAGAACCUUGACGCUCUGCAUGACCACCUUGCUACUAUCUACCCAGGUAUGCGUGCACCUUCCUUUAGGUGCACGGAUGCAGAAAAGGGCAAAGGACUCAUUCUGCACUACUAUUCAGAGAGAGAAGGACUUCAGGAUAUUGUCAUCGGCAUCAUUAAAACCGUAGCUCAACAAAUACAUGGCACUGAAAUAGACAUGAAGGUUAUUCAACAAAGAAAUGAAGAAUGUGACCAUACUCAAUUUUUAAUUGAAGAAAAAGAGUCAAAAGAAGAGGAUUUGUAUGAAGAUCUUGACAGAUUUGAAGAAAAUGGUACCCAGGAGUCACGCAUCAGCCCAUAUACCUUCUGCAAAGCUUUUCCUUUUCAUAUCAUAUUUGACCGGGACCUAGUGGUCACGCAGUGUGGCAAUGCCAUUUACAGAGUGCUCCCUCAGCUUCAGCCUGGAAAUUGCAGCCUUCUGUCUGUCUUCUCUCUGGUUCGUCCUCAUAUUGACAUUAGUUUCCAUGGGAUUCUCUCACACAUCAAUACAGUUUUUGUAUUGAGAAGCAAGGAAGGAUUGUUGGAUGUAGAGAAAUUAGAAUGUGAAGAUGAACUGACUGGGACUGAGAUCAGCUGCCUGCGUCUCAAGGGUCAAAUGAUCUACUUACCAGAAGCAGAUAGCAUACUUUUUCUGUGCUCACCAAGUGUGAUGAACCUGGAUGAUUUGACAAGGAGAGGUCUGUAUUUGAGUGACAUCCCUCUGCAUGAUGCCACUCGAGAUCUUGUCCUUCUGGGAGAACAAUUCCGAGAGGAAUACAAACUGACCCAGGAACUGGAAAUCCUCACAGACAGGCUGCAGCUCACACUAAGAGCCCUGGAAGAUGAAAAGAAAAAGACAGACACGUUACUGUAUUCGGUCCUUCCUCCAUCCGUUGCCAAUGAGCUGAGACAUAAGCGUCCAGUGCCUGCCAAAAGAUAUGACAAUGUGACCAUCCUCUUCAGUGGCAUUGUGGGCUUCAACACGUUCUGUAGCAAGCAUGCAUCAGGAGAAGGGGCCAUGAAGAUUGUCAACCUUCUCAAUGACCUCUACACCAGAUUUGACACACUGACCGAUUCACGGAAAAAUCCAUUUGUCUACAAGGUGGAGACCGUUGGUGAUAAGUAUAUGACAGUUAGUGGUUUACCAGAGCCUUGCAUCCACCAUGCACGAUCCAUUUGCCACCUGGCCUUGGACAUGAUGGAAAUCGCUGGCCAAGUUCAAGUAGAUGGUGAAUCUGUUCAGAUAACCAUAGGGAUACACACUGGAGAGGUCGUGACGGGUGUCAUAGGGCAGAGGAUGCCUCGAUACUGCCUUUUUGGGAAUACCGUUAACCUCACAAGCAGAACAGAAACCACUGGAGAGAAGGGGAAAAUAAAUGUGUCCGAAUAUACAUACAGAUGUCUUAUGACACCAGAAAAUUCAGACCCACAAUUCCAUUUGGAGCACAGAGGGCCAGUGUCCAUGAAGGGCAAAAAAGAACCAAUGCAAGUUUGGUUUCUCUCCAGAAAAAGUACAGAAACAGAGGAAACAAAGCAGGACGAUAACUGAGCCUUGCAUCGUGGGAGGAAGAAGACUGAAGAUUAGGUUCCGUUUGUCCCCUAACACGUGCCGAGCCUGGUAGCAGUUACUCCUGAUGAAUACGUGUUUUGCACUGUCCUUCUCUAUUAUUUUGACCAUUUCUCCUCGGUAUAUCUCUCACUAUUCAUUAUUCAACUUUAGCUCAGCUUUUGAUUAUGUUAUUUAAGGUUUUAGCGUAUUUUCUUAGUAUAUCUAAAGCCUAGCUUUAGAUGUGGAUGACGUGAGCUUCAUGUGUCUGAAAGUCUACUACAAGCUUUACCUAACAUGGUGGCUUGUGAGUUCUAGGCACCCACUCAAUACUUGCUGCAUUUAAUUAAAUGCAACUGAACAGUAUUUGCCCAUAUGUAUACAUAGCAUGGAGCCCUGGUGGCACAGUGAUUAAGCGUUUGGCUGCUAACCAAAAGGUCAGCAGUUCAAAUCCACCAGCUGCUCCUUGGAAACCCUAUGGGGCAGUUCUGCUGUGUCCUAUAGGGUUGCUAUGAGUCAGAAUUGACUCGACGGCUACGGGUUUAGUUUUUUUGGUUUAUUCAUAGCAUGGUUUACUGUAUCUGCUUAGUGCUCCAUAUAUACGUGUGUGUAUAUAUAUAUAUUUUAAUGACUAUAGCAUAUAACAAAGUUUAUGUAGUGUUGGUGUAUAUCGCUAUAGAUAUCAUUUUCUAAAGGAGUGAAUUAUAAGUUUUAGAGAAAAUGCAAUUUAUUUUCAGGCUUCCAGAGUAAAAAUUAAUAGACCAUGCUAAGAAAAUAGUGACCAUUGUGAAAUUUGCUAAUUUCCUUUCAGAAAUAUAGAGUACACAUUUCUAUUAUUAAAGUAUUGGAUGGCUAAUUCAAAUCCUGUGGCAAUUACAAUUCCUAAAAAAUGCUGACGUUUGCAUUGCAUCCCUCUUACUGAUCUUGUUAACCACAGAAAGCUGCACUGUCUUACGCUGGCUUGGGCUAAGUGUUAGGGGCUCUAACCAAAUCCAGGAACCAAGCUGGAAAAACACUCCUGAGAUUUUACUGUUAGAGAGCCUUUCUUGGCCCUUUAUUCCCAGAAAUGAGCUUCUUUUUUCUUAGCUUAAAAGAAUGUGAUUAAAUCCAGGGAGUCAUGUUCGUAAAAGUUAGUUUAAUUUCAACAUGGAAUGAAUUCUUAUUGGAAUAAUUGGCCUGUUUUUCUUAAAUGUCUCUGAUAAUUUAUUAAUAUCUAUCUUUAUAAAAUAUAGUGCGGCUACGUUGGUGUAAAAAUGUUUGUCUUUAAAUUUACUAUUUCAUAUCAGCACAUCAAUAUGUGUAUAAAUGUUCCAUGUUAAUGUGUAAAAGAGUCUGCAAUAAAUUAUUUUUUCCACUUGUCUUCAGAUAGUUUUUAUUUCAAGAAAAUGAUUCUUAUAUUAUUAUUUCUCAUUUUAUUAAUGCCAUUUUUAUAAAAAUGUUUUAUAAUUUUACCUAUUAUAGAUGUUAAAUUGCUGUUUCAUUCACUACUGUUAUGAAUUUUUACUAGAUUAUUUUAAGUAGGCAUAGUCUUAAAUGCUUAUUUACUGUAUUUUUACCCAAAUAGCGCACACCUUCUAGAUUUGUUUGCCAUCUGCUCCCUUCCCUCAUGAGGUAAUUUCCUAAGUGCACUGUGCUAUUUUUUUUGACAGCAAUAUGUAAAAAAAUCGGCAUAGCAGCACUUCUAAAAAUACCUCAAGGAGAGGAAGGAGCAGUUGGCAAACAAAUGUAGGUGUGCGACAUUUGCAUAAAAAUACAGUAGUACCAACAAAGUAACAUUAACAAGACUAGAUAUAGGGAGGAUACACAGAUGAAUAUGAAGUGGAACCAGCUCGUAAAGUGCCCACAGUCUUUUAGGGAUCACAGACGUAUAUGCAUGUAAUUAAAACAUGUAAUAGUCAUAAUGAUAAAAUAUAUUCAAGAUACAAAUAGAAUAUUUAGUGAAUGAGUAACUUGGGAGGAUAAGGCCAGAGUGGCAAUGGGGGAUGUUGAGAAACCAGCUGAGUUUUAUGAUGGUGUAGUUUAAAGAUGAAUGAAUGCAAUGGAAACAUGGAUCUGCAUUUUUUCUAGCAGCCUACACUCAGUGUCUCUAGUUUCUCUCCUCCUGUUUAAUCCUCAGUGCACAGCAUUGUAUUCUGCGCAAUGAGUUUGCAUUGCAUAAACUCAUCGAUACUUUCCUAAUUAUGCAGUGAACAGUACUCAGUCUUCAGGAUAUAUGAUCUCUGCUGCAUUGGCACUUUUUUUCUUUUUGAGUAAUUAUUUUUAUUGUUUUUAUGAAAUUAUUUCCCCCAAAGUUUUAAUGAAAAUUAAAAUAUAAAGAAAAGUUAAAAGAAUUGUACAGUUAUGUCAGUAAGGGAGGAACAAAUCAGAAAAGGAGGGUGAGAAUGGCAGGACAUUUUGAAGAAUAAUCAAUGUGAUUGAACUGUACGUGGAAUAGUUGCUGAAUUGGUGUACCAUAUUUUUAUGCAGAUAACAUGUGCUUUCUGUGUUUGUUUGCCAGCUGCUCCUUCCUUCCCCCUGGAAGGUAUUUCCAUAAGCGCUGCUAUGUCUAUUUUUUUUUUUACAUGUUGUAGUAAAAAAGAAAAAAAAAUUCGCGUAGGGUGCUUACAAAAAUACCUUCUGCAGGAGGGAGCUAUUGGCAAACAAACGUAGAAGGAACGCCUUACUUGCAUAAAAAUACAGUAUGCUUUGCUGUGUAUACUUCAAUAACAAUAAAAAAAGUUGUACAGUAUACAAUCAUACAUAUACCCACCACCUAGAUUAUACCUUUCUUAACAAUCUUCUACCUUUCUGACAAUUUCCUCUUAAUCCCUCUUCUAGUUUUCUGUAAUCUGCUGGCUUGAAAAAAAAAAAAAAAAUU
Molecule: messenger RNA, 4826 nt
Organism: Loxodonta africana (African savanna elephant)
Lineage: Eukaryota; Metazoa; Chordata; Mammalia; Proboscidea; Elephantidae
Gene: GUCY1B1
Product: guanylate cyclase 1 soluble subunit beta 1
Exons: 14
Coding region: 113-1972 (619 amino acids)
Biological process (GO): response to oxygen levels; cGMP biosynthetic process
Cellular component (GO): guanylate cyclase complex, soluble
Molecular function (GO): heme binding; guanylate cyclase activity
Source: RefSeq, a predicted model, not a curated record